CAAUGGUUUCUCGGAUUGUUUAUUUUUUACUAAAUGUUAACCAUAAUAACAUCAUUGCUGAUCAAAACUAAAAUUGCUGCAUGUACCCUUACCUAAUCAAGAUCAAUCUUUGCUAAUUCGAAUGAAUCCUAAUCAAUAUUCACACUAGAAUAUUAAAAAUUAAUCAGUCAUGUUUCCGUUAUCUGCAAAAUUAAUCUCUUGUGAGUCAUUAUUAUUUUCGUCACCAAUGUUUCUUAUUUCUAAUUGAUGAAACCAUAAUCGCUCGACCCAAGCUUUCGCCAUACGAUCAAAAACUGGAAAUAACCAAGUGAUUGAGUAACGUUCUAUCAAAUUAUAACUGAACAAAUAUUAAAUAUAAAAAAUGGAUAGUGCCAAAGCUUCAGCAAUUCCUACCACUCAACUGGAGUUAUCAGUGUCAUGUCGAAAUCUUCCUAACAAAGACACCUUUUCAAAAAGUGACCCACAAUGUACUUUGUACAUGAAACACUUGUCUGAGAAAGAUUAUCGUGAGAUUGGAAAAACUGAAAUUAUCAAUGAUGAUUUGAAUCCUCAUUUUGUCCGCAAAUUUGUUGUCAAUUACAACUUUGAGACCGUUCAGAGGUUGAAAUUUGAGUUAGUGGAUAUUGAUACUCUUUCAAAUGACUUCCUUGGUCACCAUGAGACAACCCUGGCUGAAAUUGUUGCCGUUCAGGGACGAGAAUAUGUGGGUGCUCUGAAAGACGAAAGAGGCAGAAAUGCAGGAACUAUCAGUGUGGUUGCUGAGGAGAUCGCCAAUUGUAAACGGGGUGUUUAUAUCAAAUUGAAAGGCUGUGAUAUUCUCGGAACAAGUUUUUUCACUAAACCUCAAACGUUUCUCACCUUUUGGCGGUCCAUUGAAGAUGGGUCAUAUAGUCUAGUCCAUAAAACUGAAGUUCACCCAUCUUCUCAUAAACCUGAAUGGAAUAUGAUUCAUUGUACAGCCAGAACACUUUGCAAUGGAGAUUUUGAUCGUAACAUUAGGAUCGAUUGUAUGAGAUAUAAAAUGUCUGGUGCACACAUCUUAAUUGGUUCUUUCAAUACAACCCUUAAUGACUUGACACAAAGAUUUAACGAGCCUUCCAGACGUAAAUUAACUCUGAGUAAUACAAAAAACAGAUCAACAAAAUGUGGAUAUUUGGAACUUAUCGGACUAGAAAUUGAAGAAGAAAUUUCAUUUCUUGAUUAUAUUAAAGGAGGAACUCAGCUACAUUUUGCGGUUGCUAUUGAUUUUACUGCUUCUAACGGUGACCCAAGAUAUCCAGAAUCAUUACAUUUCAUCGGAUCAGGUAAACCUAAUCCAUACGAAUUGGCUUUGAAUGCAAUUGGUGAAAUUUUAAAGCCAUACAACACUCUUAAUGUUUACCCUGGUUUUGGAUUUGGGGCUAAAUUAUCUCCUCAAGCCUUGGUUUCCCAUCAUUUUCCUCUAAAUGGCAACGUUACCCAUCCUUAUUGCAAAGGAAUUGAAGAAAUCAUUAUGCACUAUCGAUCAACUGUUGGUCGUGUAACUUUUUAUGGACCGACUAAUUUCGCUCCAGUAAUUAAAAGUACAGCUGCCAUCGCUAGACAAUAUGACGCUGGUACCAGCUAUUUUAUUUUACUCAUUAUUACUGAUGGUAUUAUCUGUGAUAUGCCGCAAACAAAACAAGCAAUAAUCGAUGCCUCACAUUUACCUCUAUCAAUAAUCAUUGUUGGUGUUGGAAACGAUGAUUUUUCUGCCAUGGAUGAACUUGAUUCUGAUGAUCAUUUGUUGGAAUUCAAUGGAAAGAAAGCUGUUCGUGACAUUGUUCAAUUUGUACCUCUUCGUAAUUAUAUCAGCUCUAGUGGAGUCUGGCUUCAAACAAUGGAUGGACUAUCCAGAGAUGUACUGUAUGAAGUACCUGAUCAAUUAAUUUCGUACAUGAGAGCCAAAGGAAUCAAACCUAAAAGAGUUGUCCCUUGAUCUUUUACUUCUAUUUUACAUGUUAUUCUUGUUGAAUGUUUCGUAAUUAUCACACAACAAAUGUUAUCAUUAUUGAUGUCCAUUGCAAUGUUUAUGUAUUAUCCUUUUCAUUCAUUGAUACUUUAAUCUCGAUUUAAACUAUUGAUUUUUCACAAGUCUU
Messenger RNA from Tetranychus urticae (two-spotted spider mite), 2117 nucleotides. Lineage: Eukaryota; Metazoa; Arthropoda; Arachnida; Trombidiformes; Tetranychidae. The record is from RefSeq and is a predicted model, not a curated record.